Messenger RNA from Darwinula stevensoni, 1797 nucleotides. The record is from the annotation of a GenBank genome assembly. Lineage: Eukaryota; Metazoa; Arthropoda; Ostracoda; Podocopida; Darwinulidae.
AUGCGGAUGUGCCCGAUUCGUUACGUCAUCGUCGUCGUCUGCCUGCGCUCCUACGCGGGCGGCGGAGACGUGUACCGCGGGACCUCCCUGCACCGCGAGAACCGACGCCUCUUGGGCAUCACCCCCUUCAAGAUCGUCGAGGCCCUGCCCGGUACAGGUCCCAUGACCACCGUCCGCUGCCUCGUCUCCUGCUCCAAAGAGUGGCAGUGUCGGGCUUAUCAACACUGUCCGAACCUGGGGCAAUGCCAGCUCCUGCCCGAGAGACUCUGCGACUCCCCCAAUUAUCGCCUCGAUCCGGAUCCCGAUUGCUCUUAUUUCGACUACUACGUCAAUUCGAAGCUGACCUACGUACGCUUGAAUCGGGGAGCCCCCUCUACUCGACCACAGCUUGCACAGAGAAGGGCAGAUGCAGCUGGAACUGCGGUCGGUCCACUCCCAUCCGACCUUCCCUCUCGUUCCCUCUUCGCUCAUUUCGUUCUUCUUCUACCAGGCCUGUUGCUGGGGCAGACGUGCACGGUGAACGAGGAGUGCCUGAUGUUGCGGGAGGAAACGAGAUACGUGAACGGUGUCUGCACCUGUCAACCUGAUCCGGAUUUUUGGCAUUAUCCCUUCGUCACAUCCUCUCCCUUUUGCAUCCGCUGGCUGAAUAACGAGACCCUCCACCUGAGUGAAAACGCGACCGUGAACGCGACGCUGGGGAGCAACAGAUUCCGGCUGGACGUGAUGAGACGCGACGCCGCCGGACUGAACGUGACCUUGCCCACGUCGAAGGCGAGCACCCUGGUCCUCAUCUCGAUCGGGCCCGACGCCAUCACCCUCUGCAAUGUCCCCAGUGGCCUCUCUGGGGUUCCCUACGGCUGCCUCUCCUAUCAGAGCACGGAAAUCUCCCCAUUGGGGCUGUGGAAGACCUUCUACGUGAAGGUGUCGGGGACCCAGGUGAUCAUUUGCUGCCAGUGGUGGCGGAACGAAGUUGCCUGGUUGGACUACAUCAGCUGGUACUCGACGCUGGGAGUGGUCACCGACUACGGGCUCUUCGAGGGGUCGGACGCGGACGCGCGCGUCCGGCCUGGCAGGCAGCAAUGGACGGCGACGUGUCCCCCGGAUUUCCAGUGGGUCCCAGAAGCAGGGAACUGCUACCUCGCUUCACCGGACCUCGUAUUCCAGACGUGGACCGAGGCUGCCCUCUACUGCAUGCAACGAUCGUCCACCCUCGUCUCCCUGAACGACACGACCCCUCAAGUGGACAUGGCCCGAGUCUUUUCCCUCGCAGGGGCACGGAGCUCCACACUCUCUCGCUCCGUCUGCAUUCGUUCGAGCGCUGCUUUGGGAAAGGAGUCCGUGACGAUUACGGAUACUGGACAACGUCGGACCGUCAAGGGCCGCCUGCCUCCCCGCACCGGCCACUGCACCCACACCUUCUGCGACCACUUGGGGAGCCGGGAGCACAGGAAGGUGCGCUUCUGCUCAGCGGAGGAGCAGGCCUUCACCGGCUCCACGGCAGACUUCUCUUCCAACGCCCUCGUCCUCGAUUGCACGGUGACGGCUUGCCGUUGGACGAACUCGAUGGUGGGACCCACGGUGAACAUGACUCUCGUGUCAUGGAAUCCCUUGCAGUCUCUCGGACUCUCUCCUAACACCUAUCGGCCCUUUUACGUGACGUGGAGCGAGGGCCGAGCGAUAUCGGGGUCGCUGCUCUGCGAGAAGGGGCCCCCUCUGGACAGGAAGGGGCCGCUCCGCCUGCAAGGGAAGGGGCCAGGGCCUAAGCAGCCCAAGAGGAGGAUGCUGAUGUGCCUCUAG